Messenger RNA from Amphibalanus amphitrite, 2378 nucleotides. RefSeq names its product cell division cycle protein 23 homolog. Gene Ontology annotation, biological process: cell division. Gene Ontology annotation, cellular component: anaphase-promoting complex. Gene Ontology annotation, molecular function: protein binding. The transcript is spliced from 5 exons. The coding region runs from base 306 to 2096 and encodes 596 amino acids. Lineage: Eukaryota; Metazoa; Arthropoda; Thecostraca; Balanomorpha; Balanidae. The record is from RefSeq and is a predicted model, not a curated record.
ACUCAAGUUUCAAAAACGGCGCACAUUAUGUUCAAAACUAGUUCAAGUAGCCUGCGCUCGCAAUAGUUGCCAAAUUUAGUCCAAUAGUUUCUCGGUAGAGUAUCAGUCAACGUCAUCCAUUAUCCGUUAUUGAACACGUUUUUCAAGUGAUUUGUUAGUGGGAAAUGGAAGCGCCAAUUCUAAUUUGCUUAUUUGUGUUGAAGGUCGAAUAUAGAGUCGUUAUAAUGAAAAUAUAGAGUAAUUGUGGGUGGGCUGCGACGGAAAGGGAAAAGGUCUUUGCUAAACCAAAAUCCUUAGACAUAACCAUGGCGACCAAGGCAGCUCUUGGUAUGGAACUGAACCUGUCAGCGAUGAAGAAGGACCUGCAGACUAUUCGGACCCUCUGUAGGCAACGUUACCUUCGGCACUGCAGCAAAUGGUGUGGGGAGAUGCUGAUGGCACUACAAGAUGUCAAUGAAGACCCACAAGAGCCGGUCGGAGCGGCUCCCCCGCCAGAGCCGGCGGAGGCCGCCGAACUGGAGACUGUGGAGCUGGCACACGACUACCUCACCCUGGGCGAGCUGGACCGGGCCGCCCACCAGAGCCGCCACUGCACCGGCGGCCGCGGACGCUUCCUGCACCUGUACUCGCGGUACCUGGCGGCCGAGCGGCGCCGGGCCGAGGACGCGCCCGAGCCGUUGGCGCCGGCGCCGCGCACCAAGUGUGUGGAACUCACCGAGCUGCGCGCCGAGCUCCAGCCGCUCUGCGAGUCGCCGGCCGGUGGAGACGGAGACGGCUUCAUCAGCUACCUGUACGGCGUGGUGCUGCGGCGGCUGGAGCUGCGCGCGCCGGCCGUGCGCGCGCUGACCGACGCCGUGCGCCGGCAGCCGCUACUCUGGCAGGCGUGGCUCGAGCUGGCCGCGCUCGUCACCGACCGGGAGAUGCUGGCGCGCCUCCAGCUGCCUGACAACUGGAUGUGCCAGCUGUUCUUCGCGCAGGUGUUUCUGGACCUGCAGCUGAACUCGGAGGCACUGGCCAUCUACCGGGCGUUUCAGGAGGCCGGGCUGCAGCGGUCCUCCUACCUCAGUGCGCAGAUCGCCAUCGGAUAUCAGAACAUGCGAGAGGUCGACCAGGCCAUCGAGCUCUUCCAGAAUCUGCUGAAGGAGGACCCGUGCCGACUGGAGAACAUGGAUUCCUACAGCAACCUGCUCUACGUCAAGGGCAUGCAGGUGGAGCUGUGCAGCCUGGCGCACAACCUCUCCAACAUCAACAAGUACAGUGUCGAGACGUGCUGCGUCAUCGGCAACUACUACAGCCUCAAGAACCACCACGAGAAGGCCAUCCUGUACUUCCAGCGGGCGCUGCGGCUGAACGCCAACUAUCUCUCUGCCUGGACGCUGCUCGGCCACGAGUACCUCGAGCUGAAGAACACAAACGCGGCGAUCCAGUGCUACCGGCAGGCGAUCGACGUGAACCGUCUCGACUACCGGGCCUGGUAUGGCCUCGGUCAGAUGUACGAGAUCCUGAAGAUGCCGCUCUAUUGUCAGUACUACUACAAGCAGGCGCACCAGCUGCGGCCCAACGACAGCCGAAUGCUGAUGGCCAUGGGAGAGUCGUAUGAGAAGCUGGAUAAACUGCAGGAGGCCAAACGCUGCUACUGGAAGGCGCACAGCAUCGGCGACAUCGAAGGUGUCGCCCUGCUGCGGCUCGCCAAACUAUUCGAGCGUCUCUGCGAGCCGAUGCGCGCGGCGGCUGCCUAUGCCGACUACAUCCGCGACUCAGAGGGCCAGGACAUCUGGGACCGGGACGAGCAGGCGCAGGCCUACCGCUUCAUGGCCAACCACUUCCUACUGCGGGGGCAGCUAGACGAGACGGCUCACCAUGCGGCGCGGUGUACCGAGUUCCCCGAGACCCGCGAGGAGGGCAAGGCCAUACUGCGUGAGGUGGCCCAGCGGCGGGCAGAGGAGGCGGCCGCGAGGGGCGGGGAGGCACCCGGAGCGACCGGGGCAACCUCAGCAACAGCGACAGCCGCGGGAACGGCGGCGACGGCCGGGCCCAGCGAGACGCCGCUCGGUAUGUCACCCCUACCGCCCUAUAGGCUACUCUUCAGUCCGUGAUGGAAAUGGUGCUGAUGGGGGGGGGAGGGGGAUAGGGAGGGACGUGACCAGAACGUGACGCGUUCCGUGACUUGACAAUGAGCGUCCAGGUGGGCAAGGUGACGCGCUUUUCCCGAGAAAUAUAUGUCUGGUCAUUUCGUACGUAAGCUGUCGUUUUGCCCUAGAGCUCAUGCUUGGAAUGAGGCGAGCUUUGAAACAGACUGGCAAACGAUAAAUCGUGAUAUGAUCGUGAUACCGCGACAUCUUUUGCCCUCGGUCCGGACAGAAUACAAGCGGAGACGA